Molecule: messenger RNA, 2319 nt
Organism: Geodia barretti
Lineage: Eukaryota; Metazoa; Porifera; Demospongiae; Tetractinellida; Geodiidae
Source: the annotation of a GenBank genome assembly
AUGGCUGCAGUCUAUCGGUUUUGUUUGGCUCUAGAGUUGUACGUUCUAUUUCUGUCGUCGUCAGUUUCGUCGGUGAAAAUAGCGCCUUGGAUACCCAGCCGGGACGCCGCGGAAUGGAUCAACUCUGCAGUCACUGCCGACCUCAGCGACGAGUCGCGCCGCACUUUCGCCGUUGCAGCGAGGAAAGUUCCCGCCGCCGUGUCUGACGGUUUUCGCCGUCUCUUCACGGAAGACAUCGACUCCGCAGCCGUCGCCGCUUACGACAGCCGGUGUUUGAGGGAUUUCUCAGAGCUUAUGCAGAUACCUGGAGAGAACCUGUUCGGCGCAUCAAAGGGCGUGGAAGCAAUCGACGCGAUGGGGAAACCGGGCGCCGACCUCCUCUACGGAGGCUUCGUCUUUAUGGCGGGAAGUUUCGACGAAUGCAUGAACAUCGGCGAAAGAGUGAAGUUUUGGUCCGCGCCCAUUACCGCUUACAUUGUCGUAAAGCCACCCCCAAACCCUACAUUCGUUCCCAUAGGAAUCAGGUUUGGAAUGUGUGUCCCAGUUUCAUGUGAUUCAGAGGAUUUUCAGUACUUCAUCAACCAAUCAAAUGCCUUUAUUCUGAAAUACGAACCGACGUUCUUUCUCGGAGGUGACUUCAGUCAAGUCGUCGAGACAAAGAGUCGCACGACGCCUCUCACGACCGGCGCAAUAAUCAUGAUCACCGUUUGCUGCAUUUUCCUAGCACUUGCCAUAUUCGGUACCGUCGCAGAUGUGGGCGUUAAAACCUUGAAAGAAUUUUCCAAAAAACUCAACAGUUCGUCUGUCAAUCGCAACCCCGCAAUUGACUCUGAAGAAAGUUCUCCUCUUUUGGGACGACCUAGGCAGAGACGCAUGGCUCACCCUGGCGGCGUCUUCUUCGAAACGUUUCGUCCUCUGGAUUUCAUUACUGCAUUCUCUGUUUUCAAGAACGUGGGGAUCAUCCUUUCGACGAGACAGCCUCCGACGGCCAUUACUAGUCUGAACGGUAUCCGUGUCAUCAGCAUGGGCUGGGUCAUUCUCUGCCACACCUUUCUCUGGUGCUACGGAAUCACCUCUAACCCACUCUACGUCGUUUCCAGUGUAGCCCCUCGAUUUUCGGCUCAACCAAUCGUGAACGGAUAUUUCUCAGUCGACAGUUUCUUUUUCCUGAGCGGUACUCUCGUGGCUUACCUUACGCUGAGAGAGAUGGAGAAGAAGAAGGGGCGGUUCCCGGUAAUUACCUACUAUAUUCACCGCUACCUUCGACUCACAAUGGUCUAUGCCUUUGUUCUUUUUUUCUGGUGGACCCUAACCGUCUACCUUGGGAAUGGCCCCGAGUGGUAUUUACUAGCAGGCAAAGGCAGUGCAAACUACGAAGCCUGCAACAAGUACUGGUGGACAAAUAUGCUCUACAUCAACAACUUCUACCCGUGGAAGCUAGGGGACGAAUGUAUGGGGUGGACCUGGUACCUUGCUAACGACAUGCAGUUUUUCAUUCUCGCUCCGCUGGUCUUGAUACCGCUGUAUUUCUUCUUCCCAAUUGGCCUUGCCAUUGCAGCCAUCAUGCUGUGUGCAACCUUGUCUACCAACGGAGCCAUUGCGGGCACUCAGAAGUUUCUCGCCAAUACGGAUCUCCCUGACCCAAGCAACGUGAACCAAUCGGACGAUAUCUACGUGAAGCCUUACUGCAGGGCCGCUCCGUAUCUCGUGGGUAUAGUGCUAGGGUUCAUACUUUUCAAGAAGGUCCGCGUGAAGAUUCACUGGCUACUGGAUACAGGGAUCUAUGCGGUCAUUUGGAUAAUUGCUGCGGGGUGCUGCUACUCUGUGGUUUAUGGGCUCUACGACUCGUUUAACGGUCACGAGCUGACCGAAGCACAGAACGUUUCGUACAUCAUGUUUAGUCGUUUCACCUGGGGUGUUGGCCUCGCUCUGAUAGUGUUUGCCUGCCACAAUGGGUACGGAUGGAUCGUGAAUGACUUCCUAUCGAUGAAGCUGUGGAUUCCACUCAGCAGGCUCUCCUACACUGCAUAUCUCGUCCACCCGAUUGUUCUAAGCGUCACAAUAUACACCACUCGAAGCACUGUGGCAUAUACCGACUUCUUCAUCGCAGUGUACGCCGUGGCAAUGGUUGUCCUGUCUUUCGCGGUAGCUGGCGUGGUUGCUGUUUUCGUCGAGUUUCCUCUCUCCAGUUUAGAGAUGGCUGUUUUCAAACUCGUUGGGCUGAAGCCAAGAGAGAGUGUGAGGCGGAUGGGAUCUGACCAGAAUCGUGUUUCACCGGCUCUAAAUCCCCCUGAGGACACAAGGAAGGUUACUUAUUAA